AUGGAGAAUCAUUCAACACUGUUCUUUGGCUCAUCUAUAACGCCAUUCGCCUUCACUCUUUCUCCAAACUUGGAAAAUUCUCAUCAGAUGCAUAUUUUGUCCAAUAAGAAUGAACCCAACAAGGAAAUCCGUUUCCGAAUAGUACGAGUAAAAGAAGUUUCACAAAAGAAUAAAUUUAUACAGAUAGAUCAAAAUAAGAUGAAGAAAUCUGGAAAGAAAACUGUAGAAAAUAGAAAGCCCAGAUUUGCGUUUCAAACAAGAAGUCCAGUUGAUAUACUUGAUGAUGGAUACCGCUGGAGAAAAUAUGAAGCUAUUAUCGAUGUACGCAUGAGGAAUGCAAUGUUAAGAAGCAAGUACAACGACAAUCCAAAGACGAAGGCAUUGUUGUGA
This is a messenger RNA of Fraxinus pennsylvanica, 390 nucleotides long. The record is from the annotation of a GenBank genome assembly. Lineage: Eukaryota; Viridiplantae; Streptophyta; Magnoliopsida; Lamiales; Oleaceae.